Cyprinus carpio (common carp) is the source of this 3748-nucleotide messenger RNA. RefSeq names its product arf-GAP domain and FG repeat-containing protein 1-like. Gene Ontology annotation, molecular function: GTPase activator activity. NCBI's taxonomy places the organism in Eukaryota, Metazoa, Chordata, Actinopteri, Cypriniformes, Cyprinidae. The coding region runs from base 1240 to 2655 and encodes 471 amino acids. The transcript has 14 exons. The record is from RefSeq and is a predicted model, not a curated record.
CGGGAUCUUGUGUAACGCCCCUGAAUACGUCUAUAGGAUGUUUCCUAUCAGAUGUCAAAUAGACGUUUAGAAAAUGUCUUUAAGAUCUUUAUGAUUUAGCAUGUUAGGUAAAACUGACUGUCAGAUGUUUGUACACAGCAGAUGCUUUGCAGAUGAACCGAUCUUUAACAGACAUCUUGCAGACGUACGUGUGCUAUCUGGAUAGUGACCUUGCAGAUUACAUUUCUGUUAACCAAUUUAAAUUACCCCUAAAGCUAAAUCGGAUGUUUGGCGAAGCAGCUACCUCUGCUGAUUGGAUAUUGCCACUGCAGUUCACGCAUCCUGCGUUUUCACCAUGGUUUUCACUCACUGCAAGACCAGGAACCAGCUCAACAUUACAUCAGUAUAACUGGCGAGAUGUCUCCGUUAAUGUGAUUUAACACAAGAAUGCGUCAAAAGGAGCCACUCACUUAAAUUCAUCAAAAGUGAAUUAUUUUUUAUUUUUUUAUCAUUAUGCUAUUCUUUCUUUUUUUUCUUUCAGUCGUGGUCCACACUGCAUAUUUAUUGGAUUCUUCAUGUAAAGAGUUAAUAAACACGAAGGACAGCAUUUUUUAUUUCAAACGUCAUACAGAAGGGCGUGAUAAACCCUACUCGUGUCCGAGAUAAAAAAUCUCACGUUGCUGGGUAACACUGGGAAUAAAUAAGCACAAAAUAAUGAGCACACAGCCAUCACAAACAAUAUACUGUUAAGCAGAUUAGUCCCCACUUAUCCCGCUGCGUCUAUUCGCUUUCCAGAGGCACAGUGUGCACUAAGUUGCCUCCUUCAUCCUCGUCUUGGUUUCUGUUCGCAAUCCCCUCAGAAUCGGAGAAUCGGGUGCGCAACAGCAGAGUCUGCGCGCCGUGAACGUUGUGACACUGUGCGAACGGAGAGGAAUCAGCAGAGCGCGGAAGAAUAAUGAUCCCGCUCCGGGAGAAUCGGAUUUUCUUUGCGCCCAGCAAUGAAUAAAUAAACAGGACGGUUGGAAAAACUCCGGGCGGAUCGGCCAGUCGUGACCACGGGAGACUACGCAUAUAAGAUCGUUUCAUGUCAGUUCAAGUCAGUGCAUGAGAAGACCACCAACCGCAUAGUCGCUCUCAGAAUGCAGGCGUGAGAAGAAACGUACUACGGCGGGGGAAUUAAAGUGCGACGACGGGCGAGUGAACGGCACCCCCACAACAGUCUUGAGGGCCAGGGACUGCGCGCGACUGCAGGGCACCAGCAUGUCGAACCGAAAGCACCGGGACAACCAGGAGAUAUGCGCCCGCAAGGUCCGAGAGCUCGCCCAGACGGGAGUAAACAAGCACUGCUUCGAGUGCAACCAACCCGGGGUGACUUACAUCGACAUCACCGUGGGCUGCUUCGUAUGCACGUCAUGCUCCGGAAUGCUGAGAGGGCUCAACCCACCCCACAGAGUUAAGUCUAUUUCCAUGACCACCUUCUCCCAACAGGAAGUGGAGUUUUUGCAAAACCAUGGGAACGAGGUUGGAAGGAGGACCUGGCUCUGCACAUUUGACCCCAAAACAGAUGGCUGUUUUGACGUGCGUGACACACAGAAGCUGAAAGAGUUCUUGCAGGACAAAUAUGAGAGAAAGAAAUGGCAUUUCUCUAAAAGCAAGAUUCGCAGGGAUGUGAAUGAGUCACCAUGGGGUCCAGGGGUUCAGGCUGUUCCAGCUCCACACGGACCCGCUCAGAAUCAGCCUCCGCCUGGACAUCCUCUGAACCCCAAUGCCAGACCCACUCGCACACUGUCCCAGUCCCAGUUGUCAAUAUGGGACAGAGGUCCUGCUGUCUCCCCAGCUGAUAACUGUACUGAGGUGUUCACUGCCAGACCAACUCGCUCACAGAGCUUCAGAGAUCAUCCCAUUAAAGACACAUUGUUAAGUGGUGUGGAGAGACAGAGACCAGGAACGAUUUCUUCUGGAAUGGGACACCAGAAUCAUCCCUCCUCCUUUCCAGCCCUUCCACGUCCUUCAGCAAGUAGCACUUUCAAAAACAGCUUUACUUUAGGUCGCACUCUGUCAACUGGGCGUGGAGCUCCAUUUAGAGCUUUUCCUAAAUCGCUAAGUUUGGAUUUUGGGGGUCUAAGCCACGCCCACAGCACUCUAAGUUCUGCUGCUCCACCCCCUGUCACUCAGGAUAAGUAUGCAGCCUUAUCACAGCUUGAUAAAGUGUUCUCAGACAACACACCUGUCACAGCCAUUACAACAGCUCCCUCUGAUGGACCCCCUCAGUAUAGCACCCUCUUUAGUAACCGAGUGUCCUCCAGUUCCACCCCUGCAAGCUCUCCAGGUGUUCCAGAGGCCACCUCUGGAUCUCAAACAUUUGCAUAUUUCCCAAACCCCUUCAAUUCUACAGCCAGUUGUACCCAGCCUGUUCUGUCUCCUAGCAACCCCUUCAAAAGCACAGCCUCAGAUGAUGCCUCCUCCUCAGCCGUCUUUCCUCAGUCUGUCUCUUUUCCUGCACCUGCCACCCAAAGUGCUUUUUCACACCAACAGUCUAGUAACCAGGAAGCGAACGGUUUCAACUCGUUUCCUGCCCCCGAGUCUGUACCUAAAGUCCCACGACCAAUGUCUGUCAACCCCUUUACUGGGAAUGUUUACCCGAGCAGAGGAGCAUCACUGAACCCUUUCAUCUGAACCACCUCGGCCAUGGAAAAAGAGGAGAGCGAGUGGAGCUUGUUUACUUUGCCAUACCUACAAAAAACACCCAACACUUUUGUGUGCGUCUUCUUGUAUGUUUAAAGGUGUGUGUGCGUUUGUUAGCAGAUAUUGUACAUGUACAGUAACUACUUGUACAUGCUUUGUUGUAUGUGUGUAUGCGAGUGUGUGUUUGUACGUGCCCUUUUGUACCAGAUGCUAUAAAUUAAGCUGUGAGUGUGUGUGUUUGUGUACAUUUGUGUGGGUUUUGCCUAAUAUCAGAGGAAUUUUUCUGUUAAUAGGAGAACUUCAGAUGAAAGGUGCUUAUGAGAGCCAUUCACUCACAAACACACACACACACACACAAGCUGCUGCUUUGACCUUUCUACACAUUAGAACUUCUCGUGCCAAUAUCACCCUAACCUGAGUGCCCACGUACUUCACUGAAACACUGAGGUCGACACAUUAUAAUAAAACAGUAGCAAUUCAAGCUUCAGAUUAUCUCAGUAAUGCAUUUCUCCUCAGUGCCGAUUUGGUUUAUUUGAUUCAGAUGCAUGUUAAAAAAAAAAAAAAACGGCAUAAACAAAACAGUCACUUUUUUGUCUGUGUAUGUAUGCCAAGCUUGUUUCUAUUUAUUUUGACGUUGACGUUUCAUUUCAAACGUUAAUAAGUAUUUGUGUGUGCGUUGUUGAACUGCAUGCGCUUCUCAAGCUGAGCAGGAAGCUGCUGAAUGUACUGCAGUUUCAGUUAUUAUGAGGGAAAAACCUUUCUUGUAUGGACCAAAAAUUGUCUAAUAUCGUCAAGUUUUCUGUAUAAUGUAGAGAUGACUUCUUUUGCAAAAGGAUUCAUAUAGAAUGUCUUUGUAUCCAAAUGUAUCCAUAUACAUAAAGCUGUCCAUAACUGUUGUGUCAUUGUGUAUUGUUUAUGUGAUGCAAAUCAAACUGAAUUUGCUGCUUUUGGAAUUUCAUGCAAUAUCUUUUUAUGACAGCAUCAUUUGUAUUCUGUGAAGAUCAUUAUUGCAUUUUGAAUGUAUUUGCACUCUAUGAACAUUAGGGCUUUCAACUGAAAAUUAAAAUGAAAAGUAUAAAUUUCA